AUGAAGCUACAUUAUAUUGGAAUUAUCCGCAACGAAGAGAAGCCCGCGCACGAGCUCGUCGCCGAAAAGGAACUCAGCUCGUACUCUCGAUUUACGCGAAACAACUAUGGCGAAUUCAUGACAUUGUUCGCAAAGACGGUCGCCGAGCGCACGCGACCGGGACAGCGCCAGGAUGUUGAAGAGCAAGAUUACACUUUCCAUGCCUACGGCCGCUCAGAGGGCAUCUGCGGCAUCAUCAUCUCGGAUCACCAGUACCCCGCGCUCGUCGCCCAUCAGGUCCUCAGCAAGGUCGUCGACGAGUUUCUCGCCAAGAACCCGCGCUCGUCAUGGUCCAGCGGCCAGCCGACGCUAGUCAUGCCGGAGCUCAAGGAGUACCUCUCCAAGUAUCAGGAUCCCCAGCAGGCCGACAGCAUUAUGAAGAUCCAAAAGGAGCUCGACGAGACCAAGAUUGUGUUGCACAAGACCAUCGAGAGCGUCCUACAGCGCGGCGAAAAGAUUGACGACUUGGUGGCCAAGAGCGACGGCCUCAGCGCUCAGAGCAAGAUGUUCUAUCAACAAGCCAAGAAGCAAAACUCGUGCUGCAUUCUGAUGUAG
Molecule: messenger RNA, 594 nt
Organism: Beauveria bassiana ARSEF 2860
Lineage: Eukaryota; Fungi; Ascomycota; Sordariomycetes; Hypocreales; Cordycipitaceae
Product: SNARE protein, putative
Exons: 5
Coding region: 1-594 (197 amino acids)
Biological process (GO): endoplasmic reticulum to Golgi vesicle-mediated transport
Cellular component (GO): Golgi apparatus; membrane
Molecular function (GO): SNAP receptor activity
Source: RefSeq, a predicted model, not a curated record